Molecule: messenger RNA, 297 nt
Organism: Gryllus bimaculatus (two-spotted cricket)
Lineage: Eukaryota; Metazoa; Arthropoda; Insecta; Orthoptera; Gryllidae
Source: the annotation of a GenBank genome assembly
AUGCAAAACCAUCUCGACGAGAUCGACCCUAAACACGGCGUAAGCUGGACCACUAUCAGAUAUAUGCUCGGCGAGAUUCAAUAUGGAGGACGUGUAACAGACGAUUACGACAAACGCCUGCUGAACACAUUCUGUAAAGUAUGGUUCUGCGAGGACUUGUUCUCUGAGACAUUUCAGUUUUACAAAGGUUAUAAAAUGUUAAUUUUCAAGAGCUUGCAAAGUUACAUGGCAGCCAUUGCCAGCAUGUCUGUUGUGGAUCCACCACAGGUGUAUGGUCUCCAUUCAAAUGCUGAUAUU